This is a messenger RNA of Scomber japonicus (chub mackerel), 687 nucleotides long. It is a transcript of the gene pacrg, whose product is annotated as PARK2 co-regulated. Lineage: Eukaryota; Metazoa; Chordata; Actinopteri; Scombriformes; Scombridae. The record is from RefSeq and is a predicted model, not a curated record. The coding region runs from base 1 to 687 and encodes 228 amino acids. The transcript is spliced from 5 exons. Gene Ontology annotation, cellular component: vesicle; neuron projection; cytosol. Gene Ontology annotation, molecular function: Hsp90 protein binding; Hsp70 protein binding.
AUGUCGAGGAGCAAGACGGACCUGAGAGCGCAAGGCUUCACCGUGAAGGCCACCAUGAAGAACUCCGUGGUGGUGGGCCCCCCGGCUGCAGGGGCUUUUAGGGAGCGGCCUUCCAAACCAACAACCUUUCGCAAAUUCUAUGAGCGCGGUGAGUUCCCGAUGGCACUGGAGCAUGACACCAAAGGGAACCGCAUUGCAUGGAAGGUCGAGAUUGAUAAACUGGACUACCACCACUACUUGCCUCUGUUCUUUGAUGGCUUGUGUGAGACUGUUCAUCCUUACGAGUUCUUCGCCCGCCAGGGAGUCCAUGACAUGUUGGAGCACGGAGGCCCCAAGAUCCAGCCCGUCAUUCCCCAGCUCAUCAUCCCCAUCAAGAAUGCCCUGAACACGAGGAACCGUCAGGUGAUCUGCACCACCCUGAAAGUCCUGCAACAUCUGGUGAUGUCUGGGGACAUGGUAGGAGAGGCUCUGGUUCCCUACUACAGACAGAUCCUCCCCAUUCUCAACAUCUUCAAGAACAUGAACAUUAACUCUGGAGAUGGCAUCGACUACAGCCAGCAGAAGAGAGAAAACAUUGGUGAUCUGAUCCAGGAGACUUUGGAGGUGUUUGAGCGCUACGGAGGGGAGGACGCCUUCAUAAACAUCAAAUACAUGGUGCCCACCUAUGAGUCCUGCAUGAUUAACUGA